Salvelinus fontinalis (brook trout) is the source of this 813-nucleotide messenger RNA. RefSeq names its product glucagon-1-like. The coding region runs from base 92 to 628 and encodes 178 amino acids. Lineage: Eukaryota; Metazoa; Chordata; Actinopteri; Salmoniformes; Salmonidae. The transcript has 6 exons. Gene Ontology annotation, cellular component: extracellular region. Gene Ontology annotation, biological process: response to starvation. Gene Ontology annotation, molecular function: hormone activity; glucagon receptor binding. The record is from RefSeq and is a predicted model, not a curated record.
CCACAAGGAACCAGGACUGAAGCAGAGGAUCACUCUCUCUCAGACACACAUUUCAUCUCAUCUACCCGCACAUUAACAGGAACAGGUCACAAUGUUUGGCAUCCACUCCCUGGCUGGUUUUAUACUUCUGGUCAUCGUACAGAGCAGUUGGCAAGUCCCUCUGCAAAAGGCUGAGAACAACUCAAGCUUAGAGACAGCAGACUCACUAUUGGAGGAUUUGAGGGGCGUGUCUAACAUGAAGAGACAUUCCGAGGGAACCUUCUCUAACGACUACAGUAAAUACCAGGAAGAAAGGAUGGCUCAGGACUUUGUUCAAUGGCUCAUGAACUCCAAGAGGAGUGGUGCUCCAUCCAAACGCCAUGCAGAUGGGACCUACACCAGCGACGUGAGCACCUAUCUACAGGACCAGGCGGCCAAGGACUUUGUUUCCUGGCUCAAAUCAGGAACGGCCAGACGAGAAUCUGCAGAGGAGAGCAUGAAUGGUCCAAUGAGCAGAAGACAUGUAGAUGGGAGCUUCACCAGCGACGUGAACAAGGUCCUAGACAGCUUGGCUGCCAAAGAGUAUUUACUCUGGGUCAUGACCUCCAAACCCUCAGGGAAAAGUAACAAACGUCAAGAAGAUCAUUGAAAGAAGACAAACGCUUCCUUGUUCAAGAGAAACGUGGAUACUGUGCUACAAAUGAUAAGCCUUGACAAAAACUAAAAGCCAUACUAAAAAGCCAUACUGCUUAGCAUUGUUGUAACGUUGAUACAAUGUUGGAAAUACUUAGAUUGUUUACUCUACAUUAUGUGAUAAAAAAACAAAACAGAUAA